AACCGACGAUGGAUCGGACUCUGAGAUUGAUUGAUCGAUUCAGUGCUAGCUUGAGGCCCAUAUAGUUGGAAGAUCGGGCCGACCAAGGCCCACCCGAUCCAGCAAGCUGCAACGCGCAAGGAAAAGCCUUUGAAUCAACAGUUCAGAGCAGCGGGCUUGGUUAAUCCGCCCAUUAAUUCAAGAGUCCGACCCGGUCAGUGCUUAAAUGUCACGCCCACGUAGGGAAGUCACAUCAGAGUCAGCCCCAAAGGUCAAAGUAGGCCCCGGCCGUCCCCACCAGAAUCUCGACGUGCAGGCAGAAAAGUCGAAGCAAACCCACAGUGUCAACUCUGGCUCAAUAGCGUACGCGCCCCCAUCAACAGCUCAAAUCCAUCGUGCUGCUCUUCUUCAUUUCCCAACCACCCCGCCAUCGAAAUCAGCCAGCGUUUGCUGCGUAUGCUUUCGUGGAGCAAACGGCCAUAGAUCAAAAGGUCGAGACCCAUUGCUGCCUCCUAGCAUUUCCAAAAAGGAAUUGGUCGAAAGAAGAAAGAGGUUUGAAAGACAGAAACGUUCAACACCCUAUUCCACUACUACUAGGAAAGGUAGACAGAAAGGAAGAACCUUCAAAAACACGCGGCCGCCUCUCCCUCUCUCUCUCCAGUCUCCACCUGACCUGCCGCUUUCCGCCCAAUGAAUAUGAAUUCCUACCCGCCACCAUCGGAUCGCGAUCGACAAACCAAGCAACCAGCAGCAAAAGGAAAACGAACCCACCAGGGGUCGCAGACAACUCCAAAACCGCAUCCGCGGCUCGCCCGAUCCCCCCGAGCGGCGACAGCGAUGGAAGUCAAGCCGCACACGGCACGGGCCCUCGUCGGCCGCCUGCGCGCCGCCGCCGCCGCCUGCGACGCGGCCGCGGCCGUGGCCGCCAUCCGCCUCGCCUCCAAGGACGACCCGGAGAUCCGCGCGCCGCUGGCGGACGCCGGCGCCGUGCCCCUGCUCGCCGCGCAGCUCGCGGGCCCCUCCGCCGCCGCGGGCGUGGACGCCGCCGCCGCGCUCCUCAACAUCUCCAUCUCCGCGCGGGAGCAGCUGGCGUCCGCGCCGGGCCUCCUCGACGCGCUCACCGCCGCGCUCCGCACCGACGCCGCGCACCACGCCGCAGCCACCGUGCACAGCCUCCUCUGCGCCGAGGCCCACCGCGCCACCAUCGGCGCGAGGCGGCCGCUCCUCGCCGCGCUCGUCGCGCUCCUCCGCGCGCGCCCCAGCACCCGCGCCACCAAGGACGCGCUAAAGGCGCUCUUCGGCGUCGCGCUCUACCCGCCCAACCGCGCCACGCUCGUCUCGCUCGGCGCCGUGCAGGCGCUCUUCGCGCUCGUCAUGACGGACGGACGCCACGGGAUCGUCGAGGACGCCACCGCGGUCGUCGCGCAGGUGGCCGGGUGCGCCGAGUGCCUAGAGGCCUUCAGGUGGGUGUCCGGGGUGCGGAUCCUCCUGGACCUCGUCGAGCCGGGGGGCGCCGAGACGGAGAGGGCCAGGGAGAACGCGGCCGCCGCGCUGCUCAACCUCGUCGUGGCCGGGGGCGAGCCGGCGGUGGCCGAGGUGCUCGCGGUCGGCGGAGCCGAGGAGACCGUGCGGGAGCUGGCGGAGGACAGCGCGGCCAGCCCGAGAGGGAAGGCGAAGGCGGAGGCGCUGCUGAGGGCGCUGGAGGGCGCCGCGAGGAAGCGCGAGCACCGGCUCGCCGAUUUCCUCAACGGGUUAGUGCAGUCGGAUCCGUACAUCUCGUCGCCGGCGUCGGCGUCGGCGGUCGACGCACGGCUAGUCGAAGGCUGACGCGUAGCGGUUGACCGGCCACACCUCCUGUAGAAAAACUACUCCAGCGGCGUAUAGUAUGUAGCUUUGGCUAAAAAUACAUGCAUGCAUUUGUUGAUUCAUGUGAAUAUAUACUUGUAGAACUAAAUAUAGAUUAGAGGAUUUCCGCGUGCUUUUGUUGAUUCAUCACUAAUAUUUCUUGUGUGCAGUUCAUGUGAACACUGUAGCACUAAAUGUUAGUGAUGGUUUUGAUGUUGACCCCAGCUUCAAUCUGCAUCCAUCCAAAAUUUCAAAAGGAACAAAUUCUUUGCUCUUCUA
Molecule: messenger RNA, 2103 nt
Organism: Panicum hallii
Lineage: Eukaryota; Viridiplantae; Streptophyta; Magnoliopsida; Poales; Poaceae
Product: U-box domain-containing protein 17
Exons: 1
Coding region: 670-1806 (378 amino acids)
Cellular component (GO): cytoplasm; nucleus
Molecular function (GO): protein binding
Source: RefSeq, a predicted model, not a curated record